AUGGUGAAAUUGUUGGUGCCGGAGGAAGCUUCUCAAAACCCGGAACUCUACGGUUUGAGAAGAUCUCAUCGAGAAAGGAAAGGUCCAUCCAUCAUAGAGUCUGACUCGGACUCUGAUGAAAGUCCAACGACGAGGAAACGCAAGAAGGUGGUGGACGAUUACGAUGAUGACUUGAUUGGCGAUGACGAUGACGACGAAGUUGAUGAGGGUGACGAUUUUGAGGAUGAUGAUUUUGUAGUGGAGAAAAAGCAAAAGAAGAAAAGAGCACCUGGCUCGAGGAGAAAGUCUAAGAAGCAGAAAGCUACGUCCCAGGAUGAGUCCUAUAGUCCACAGGAAUUAAGGUUUUCCACGAGAAAUAAUAAACAAGUUAAUUACGCCAUUGACGAGGAUGACGAUGCUGAUUUGAUUGAGAGCGAUUUCGACGAUGCCGAUGAGGAAAACGACUACUAUUAUUACCAACAAGCUAUCGCUCCUGAAAAUGAACGCGGAAUUGACCUUGUUUUGGAUCACAAACCCAACCCUGACAAUUUAGAAGUGACAAGUGAACCAAAAUUAGACUACUUGUUCAAAAUCAAAUGGACUGAUGCAUCACAUUUACACAACACUUGGGAGACUUUUAACAACUUGAAAGACUUUAAAGGGUUCAGGAAAGUUGACAACUACAUCAAGCAAUUCAUAAUAUACGACAAUGAAGUCAGAAAUGAUCCAUUAACUACAAAAGAGGACAUAGAAGCAAUGGACAUUGAGAGAGAACGAAGAAGAGACGAACAAGACGAAUACGUGCAUGUUGAGAGAAUUGUUGAUAGUCAGAGAAUCGAAAAGGAUGGAGAGAGUAGGCUUGAAUACUUUGUGAAAUGGAGAAGAUUGUAUUAUGACGAGUGUUCGUGGGAAGAUGCAGAAGAGAUUGCGCAAAUUGCUCCUGAGCAAGUUGGCAAAUAUCAGCAACGGUUAAACUCCAAAAUUCUCCCCAAUUUCUCGGCAAAUUAUCCAUUGUCACAAAGGCCAAGAUUCGAAAAGUUGGUGAAGCAACCGGUUUUCAUCAAGAAUGGUGAACUUCGUGAUUUCCAACUAACAGGUCUCAAUUGGAUGGCGUUCCUAUGGUCAAGAAAUGAGAAUGGUAUAUUAGCAGACGAGAUGGGGUUGGGAAAAACCGUUCAAACCGUUGCUUUUCUAUCAUGGUUGAUCUACGCAAGGCGGCAAAAUGGACCUCAUUUGGUCGUGGUCCCAUUGUCAACCAUACCUGCUUGGCAAGAGACGUUUGAAAAGUGGUCACCUGAUAUCAAUUGUAUUUAUUACUUGGGUAAUGGUGAAGCUAGAAGAACUAUUAGAGAUUAUGAAUGGUACACACCCAAUGGCAAGCCAAAAUUCAAUGUUUUGUUGACGACUUAUGAGUAUAUCUUGAAGGAUAGAAAUGAGUUGGGUUCUCUCAAGUGGCAGUUUUUGGCUGUGGAUGAGGCACACCGUUUAAAAAAUGCUGAUUCGUCCUUGUAUGAAUCAUUGAAAAGUUUCCGUUGUGCCAAUAGACUUUUGAUUACAGGAACCCCACUCCAAAACAAUUUGAAAGAAUUGGCCGCAUUAUGCAAUUUCUUGAUGCCGGGCAAGUUUGAUAUUGAGCAAGAGAUUGACUUUGAGACCCCUGACGAGGAGCAAGAGCUGUACAUCAAGGACUUACAGAAAAAAAUCAGCCCAUACAUUUUGAGACGACUCAAAAAAGAUGUUGAAACAUCGUUGCCUUCAAAGACAGAGAGAAUACUACGUGUCGAACUUUCAGAUAUUCAAACAGAAUAUUACAAAAACAUCAUCACCAAGAAUUAUGCAGCCUUAAAUGCUGGUAAUAGUGGGUCCCAAAUCUCCUUGUUGAACGUAAUGAGUGAAUUGAAAAAGGCGUCAAACCAUCCUUACUUAUUUGAUGGUGCAGAGGAUCGUGUACUUGCUCGCGCAGGAUCCGAUACCAGAGAAAACAUCUUGAAGGGUAUGAUCAUGUCCUCAGGAAAAAUGGUUUUGCUUGAGCAGUUGUUGUCAAGAUUGAAAAAAGAAGGUCACAGAGUUCUUAUUUUCUCGCAAAUGGUGAGGAUGUUGGAUAUUCUUGGUGAUUACAUGGCCAUCAAAGGUUAUCAAUUCCAACGAUUGGAUGGAGGUAUUCCAUCAGCGCAAAGAAGAAUCUCAAUUGAUCAUUUCAACGCCCCCGACUCGAAAGAUUUUGCAUUCUUGUUGUCAACUAGAGCCGGAGGACUAGGUAUUAACUUGAUGACUGCGGACACUGUGAUUAUAUUUGACUCAGAUUGGAACCCUCAAGCUGAUCUACAAGCCAUGGCAAGAGCUCACAGAAUUGGUCAAAAGAACCAUGUUCUGGUUUAUCGAUUUGUUAGUAAAGAUACAGUUGAAGAACAGAUUUUGGAAAGAGCUAGGAAGAAAAUGAUUUUGGAGUAUGCUAUUAUUUCUUUGGGUAUUACUGAUCCAAAUGCAAAGAAGGGUAACAAAACGGACCCUUCCACAAGUGAACUAUCUCAGAUUUUGAAGUUUGGUGCAAGUACCAUGUUCAAGGACAAUGACAACCAGCAAAAAUUGGAAAACUUGAACUUGGACGAUGUUUUGAACCAUGCUGAGGAUCAUGUCACGACACCCGAUUUGGGUGAAUCAAACUUGGGUUCGGAGGAGUUUUUGAAACAGUUUGAAGUUACUGAUUACAAAGCCGAUAUCGAAUGGGAUGACAUCAUACCUCAAGAUGAGUUGAGCAAGUUGAAGGACGAGGAGAAGAAAAGGGCUGAUGAGGAGUACUUGCAACAACAAAUUGCCUUGUAUUCCAAGCGGAAGGCUGCUGUACGGAAGUUUGAAAAUGGAUCGGUGGUGCCUAGUGACGUUGAGGAUAGUGCAGAUGAUCUGAAGUCUUCUGGGAGAAGGAGGGCUACUGACAAUCAACUUUCAGAGAAGGAGAUUCGGGGCAUCUAUCGAUCGAUAUUGAAAUGGGGAGACCUUACUGGCAAAUGGGACCAAUUGGUUGAAGAGGGGAGCAUCAGUAACAAGAACCCAGUUUACAUUAAGCAUGCUUACAACGAGAUAGUCAACACCGCAAAGACUUUAGUCAAGGAAGAGGAAGCGAGGAGAUCCCAAGCACUUGCCGAAUUGGAGAGAAGGGCCAAGGAGCAGAAAGAGGACCCCAACAAUACUGACCAAAAUCAAACAGCUUUGUGGGUGGCAAAGAAGAAAGAAAAGAAGGCAGUUCUUUUCGAGUAUCAGGGUGUUAAAAAUAUCAAUGCUGAGCUUGUCUUGAAUAGACCGGUGGAUAUGAGAGCACUUGCGAAAAUCAUACCCGGUGACAAUCCAUUGGAUCUUCAAUUACCGAGACACCCAAAGGCCGUGCAGUCCUGGUCUUGCGAGUGGACGGCAAAUGAUGAUGCUAUGUUGCUAGCAGGUGUGCACAAGUUUGGGUAUGGAUCAUGGGUUCAAAUUAGAGACGAUCCUUUGCUAGGGUUACAAAACAAAUUGUAUUUGGAUUCUGCACCUGUUUCAAAGAAUGGUGAAGCCAAAGAUGUUUCGAAAAAAGUUCCCGGCGCAGUUCAUCUAGGUAGACGAGUGGAUUAUCUUUUCACUCUUUUGCAUGAUGAUAAUGAAUCUGAACCUGCUUCUACAGAACCCAAACGCAAGGUGAAGAGAGCUGACAACUCAUCUGUCGCCAAAUCCAGAAAAGGCGUCAAAUCCGAGACUCCAGACACAAGCCGCCCUGCCAAGGUCAAGAGACCCAGCUCUCAACACCUGCAUAAUGGCACACAUGCGGCAACUAGAAAGCCAUCCAGUCAUUCAAAUCUCAAGCAUGAAAGAGACUCGGGUGGUGCUAGGCAACUACCAGGCUUGCAUCACAAACAGGAGUCACAAUAUGAACCCAUGGAUGAAGCAACGCAAAAAGUGUGCAAAGCCGCAUUACAGCCUGUCUUUGGAUCGCUUCAAAAAUUGCAAAGGGGUAAUUCGGGAUUGGAGAAGCACGAAUGGGCGAAAGUAUUAAAAGACGAGCUAACGAAUGUUGGUGAUCACAUUGAAUCUGAGGCAAAGAGUUCCAAGACCAGUGAAGAUCCAAAUCAAUUGAGAAUGCGUCUCUGGUCCUUUGCGGGAAGAUAUUGGCCUAGCAAAGUGCCCAGUAGUAAAAUCAGUGAAAUGUACAAAAGGCUAAAAUCAAAGGCCAAGGAGUGA
Lodderomyces theae is the source of this 4185-nucleotide messenger RNA. RefSeq names its product chromatin-remodeling ATPase. Bases 1 to 4185 code for a protein of 1394 amino acids. NCBI's taxonomy places the organism in Eukaryota, Fungi, Ascomycota, Pichiomycetes, Serinales, Debaryomycetaceae. Gene Ontology annotation, biological process: nucleosome organization; regulation of transcription by RNA polymerase II. The record is from RefSeq and is a predicted model, not a curated record. Gene Ontology annotation, cellular component: chromatin; nucleus. Gene Ontology annotation, molecular function: DNA binding; ATP-dependent chromatin remodeler activity; chromatin binding. The transcript has a single exon.